Molecule: messenger RNA, 4741 nt
Organism: Metschnikowia bicuspidata var. bicuspidata NRRL YB-4993
Lineage: Eukaryota; Fungi; Ascomycota; Pichiomycetes; Serinales; Metschnikowiaceae
Product: RSC chromatin remodeling complex ATPase subunit
Exons: 1
Coding region: 459-4298 (1279 amino acids)
Biological process (GO): positive regulation of transcription by RNA polymerase II
Cellular component (GO): nucleus
Molecular function (GO): ATP binding; DNA binding; histone binding
Source: RefSeq, a predicted model, not a curated record
AAACCAGCAAGAAAAAAAGACGCUGCUAAAACACCAGGCGAGCUCCGGAAAAAAUACCUCUAGGCAGGCCGAAAAAAAUACCACCAACACGUUCACUUUUGCUGGAUCCCGCGCGUCGACCCGCAAAAAAAAAUAAACACCCAGACCGCCCCACUCGGCUGACCCAGGCAUCUUUUUGGUUCACCGUGCCGCCUAUUUUUCUUUUUGCUUGGACCCGCCUUACUCGCCUCUCAUCCCAGGGCAGAAUAGCUGCAGGCGAAUUUGCUCUUUUCCCCUCGAAAACGGCCCAAACAGCAGCCGAUUCGGGAUAUCCGUGGCUUACCCGCCGAGCCCUUAGCGAACCUCCCGAGUAAACGGCCUCGCCCACCCCGAGCAGACCGCCCGGAAAUUCCACCCGAGAAAUCCCGGCACACCUACCCGCCAGUCUUUGUGCACAAAAACAGCCCGGCCAUCUCCCCAUGAACGGCGUGGCCCCGUACCCCGAGCCCGCCGCGUUUGGCGGCGCUGCCGCCACAAAUGGCCCCGACAACAACGGCUCGGCCGCCGACACGCGCCGAUCGGGCGCGGCCCCGCCGCCGGCGUUCCCCGGAAUCCCCGACCCCAGCACAAAGCGCGAGCUUGACGAGCUCGUGUUGCGCUACCAGCACUUGCUCCGCGCCACCAAGGACGCCAGGGACAGCCACGACGCGUACGCGCGGCUCGCGGGCUCUGCGCCCGCGUUCGACGCGCCCGUCGCCGCUCCCGCGGACUUCGUGGACACGUAUUUGCCCGAGAAAGAGGCGUUGGAGAAGGUGUUGGCGCGCGCCAGCGCCAAGUACGAGGAGUACAUCGCCGAGGAGGACGCGUUGUACGCGGACAUCCUCGGCGCGUUGGACGCCAGCGGCCCCGGCGCCGUCGACGUGGCGCUCUUCGAAAAGCACAUGGCGGGCUUGCAGUUGUUGUCGCGAGACAUCGACUUGCCCGAGUCCUUGCAAGUGGACUACGGCCUGGUCUACCACAAGGCGCACGGCACGGGCGCGUCUGCGCACGCCGCGGUGGUGGAGCACAUCAUCGCCGAGUACUUCCCGGAGAAAACGCCCGCGGCCUUCCUAGCACGGGCCAAGUCCGUGGGCGUCGGCUCGUCCAAAGCCGCGCUGGCCACCGGGCCGCUCUCCGCGUCGUUGGGCAACUACUACACUGAGCAGAUCAUCGCGGGCAAAAUCGCCGCGCGGAUCCAGGAGUUGGAGAACGUGCCCGCCAACCAAGGAACAUUCGAUGCCAGCGCCGCCGGCCCGCAGGCCUCCUUUGCCAGUGACCACAAGAUCAACGCGCUAAUAGAAUUGAAGUCGCUCCAGGUGCUUGCCUUCCAGAAACACUUGAAGAACAACUUCAUCCGCAAGGUCGCUCUCUCGGCGCAGUACGAGCUGAGCGAGUUGAGCUCCAACGCGUUGUCCUUGCAAGGCAGGCGCGGCCUCUACAUCAGAGACAAGAUCGACCAGCCCAACCCCCAUCUUCUAGCACAGCAGUUGGAGGACAAGUUCAAGUUGGAGGCAGAGGCCCGCAAGCACAGAUUGCACGUCAAGAAAAUCGAGCACAUCCUAGACAACUCCCGGCAGAUCCUGGAGGCUCGGCUGGGCCGCUUCAACAAGCGGAUUGCCUUGUCCAAGUUCGUUGCCAACUUCCACGUGACCACCGAGAAGGAUGAGUCGAAGAAGUUGGAAAAAACGGCCAAGCAGCGUUUGCAGGCCUUGAAGGCCAACGACGAAGAGGCCUACAUCAAGUUGUUGGACCAGACGAAGGACCACAGAAUCACGCACUUGUUGAAGCAAACCAACACCUACCUUGACUCGUUGUCGAAAGCAAUGAGAGUGCAACAAGCCGAGCAUGACGAAUUGCCGGCCCAGGAGCCAGAGGACACCCCUGAGGAACUCAGGGAAAAAAUCGAUUACUACCAGGUUGCGCACAGGGUCAAGGAGGAGAUUACCGAGCAGCCUUCCAUUUUGGUUGGUGGCAAAUUGAAAGAGUACCAAAUCAAGGGUUUGCAAUGGAUGGUGUCAUUGUACAACAACAAGUUGAAUGGUAUCUUGGCAGAUGAGAUGGGAUUAGGUAAAACCAUCCAAUCCAUUUCCUUGGUGACUCACUUGAUCGAGAAGAAAGGUGAGGAUAAGUUCUUGGUCAUUGUGCCUUUGUCCACCAUCACCAACUGGACAAUCGAGUUUGAAAAGUGGGCUCCUUCAGUCAGAAUAAUUGUCUAUAAAGGCUCGCCUCAGCAGCGUAAAGACUUGCAGUACGAGGUCAGAACAGGUAACUUCCAGGUUCUUUUGACCACAUACGAAUAUGUGAUCAGAGAGAGACCUUUGCUCGCAAGGUUCAAUUGGUCCCAUAUGAUCAUUGAUGAAGGUCACAGAAUGAAGAAUGCGAACUCCAAGUUGUCCAUCACCUUAAAACAAUACUACAGGACCAAAAAUAGAUUGAUUUUGACGGGUACGCCAUUGCAAAACAACUUACCAGAGUUGUGGGCUUUGUUGAAUUUCGUUCUCCCAAAAAUUUUCAACUCGGUGAAGUCUUUCGACGAAUGGUUCAACACGCCGUUUGCCAACACAGGUUCUCAAGAAAAGAUCGAGUUGACGGAAGAAGAAAGUUUGUUGGUCAUCAGAAGAUUGCAUAAGGUCCUCAGACCUUUCUUAUUGAGAAGAUUGAAGAAGGACGUCGAGAAAGAUUUACCGGACAAGGUUGAGAAAGUGUUGAAAUGUAACUUGUCUGGUUUGCAGCAUGUCAUGUAUCAACAAAUGAUCAAACAUAACGCAUUGUUCCUUGGCUCUCAAACCACAGGUACCAACCAGAAGUCAGGAAUCAGAGGCUUGAACAACAAAAUCAUGCAGUUGAGAAAAAUCUGUAAUCAUCCGUUUGUUUUUGAUGAAGUGGAGGAUGUUAUGAAUGAGUCGCGCAUGUCAAACGAGUUUCUUUGGAGAACUUCUGGUAAAUUCGAGUUGUUGGACCGAAUCUUGCCCAAGUUCAAAGCUACUGGACAUAGAGUGUUGAUCUUUUUUCAAAUGACCUCGGUGAUGAAUAUCUUUGAGGACUUUUUGAGACUUAGAGAUAUGAAGUACAUGAGGUUGGAUGGUCUGACGAAAGCUGAGGACAGACAAGACAUGUUGAAGAGUUUCAAUCACCCAGAGUCUGAGUUUUUCUGUUUCUUGUUGUCGACAAGAGCUGGUGGUUUGGGAUUAAACUUGCAAAGCGCUGAUACAGUCAUCAUCUUCGACACCGAUUGGAACCCUCACCAAGAUUUGCAGGCUCAAGACAGAGCGCACAGAAUUGGCCAGAAGAAUGAAGUCAGAAUCUUACGGUUGAUUACAAAUGACUCUGUGGAAGAAGUCAUUUUGGAGAGAGCGCACCAAAAGUUGGAUAUCGAUGGAAAAGUCAUCCAAGCUGGUAAAUUUGAUAACAAAUCCACCGCCGAGGAACAAGAGGAGUUUUUGAAGAGGUUGCUUGAUGCUGAACAAGGUGACAGAGAAAAUGAGGAAAACCAGGCAUUGGACGACGAUGAGCUUAAUGAUAUAUUGGCUCGUUCCGAAGAAGAGAAGAUUUUCUUCACCGAAAUGGACACCAAGAGAAUUAUAGAAGAGAAAGUGCAAGCAAGACAGGGUGGAUACGUGAACAGAUUGAUCACGAAGGACGAAUUGCCUGCGGUCUUCACUGAGGAUAUCUCUCACCACUUCAUAAAAGACACGAAAGAGUUGGCAAGAAUGAGAGACAAGAAGUCGGUAAAAUAUGAUGAUGGCUUGACCGAGGAACAGUGGCUCAUGGCGAUGGAUGAUGAUAAUGACACCGUUGAGGAUGCUAUCCGUCGCAAAGAAGAAAAGAGAGCCAGGAGGAAAAGGGCAGGGGAGCCGGACAGUGAGUCAGAAGACGAGCAACCAAAAAAACGCGGAAGACCUCCCAAAAAGCGGGAAGAGGACGAUGACGGUGACCUCAAUGGUGAUUCAGUACCAAGUGACCCCAUGAUUGAGAAAGGAAUGGAAGUCUUAGAUGGUAUCUUGGAACUUCGGGCUGAAAGCGACGGACACAACAUUUCGGAUAUCUUUUUGAAGUUGCCAUCCAAGAAAUUGUACCCGGACUACUUCCACGUGAUUAAAACGCCGGUCUCUCUCAACCAGAUCCGCAAGCAGCUCAAGCAAGAAAAGUUCGAGACGUUUGAUGACUUUUUAAAUCAGAUCCGAUUGAUGUGCUUGAAUGCGAAGACAUACAAUGAAGAAGGCUCUUGGGUUUACGAGGACGCUACAACCAUUGAGAACUUCGUGGACGCGUACACUUGAGGCAAUAUCGAUGUAUAACGAGGCGUCAGCGAGGUCUUUGACUACCAUGGCGGGUUUCGAUAUAGACUGGGCACUCAUCUUGGCCAGGAAGCCUCGAUCUUGACGCGUUCCCAUACAAAACUCCCGGGACAUGGGGAACCGUUGAUGUAAAGUAUAAAUUAGCGAGUGUAUUAUAUAGAUCAAACAGAGCAAUUUGAUGAGCGAACCCCACCCAGGGCGCCCUGUACAGUUCGGACCUCCAUGGACCAGUGAAGCCGCACACAAUAUGGAGACAAGCAGUCAGAGAAACUACAAGGUAAAUAUGGAAGGCGCAAUGGACCUUUGAACAGCUAAAUCUUGUGUUCGCCUUUAGUCUGAAAAUGAAUCAAAUAGUUUGGAGAUCAGCAUGUACGCCGUCAGGACAUGGGGUACCUGGAUAAAGAGUCGCGGGCCGGAGUCGCAGG